Messenger RNA from Morone saxatilis (striped sea-bass), 2010 nucleotides. It is a transcript of the gene abcg2d, whose product is annotated as ATP-binding cassette, sub-family G (WHITE), member 2d. Lineage: Eukaryota; Metazoa; Chordata; Actinopteri; Moronidae. Gene Ontology annotation, molecular function: ATP binding; ABC-type transporter activity; ATP hydrolysis activity. Gene Ontology annotation, cellular component: plasma membrane. The transcript has 15 exons. The coding region runs from base 1 to 2010 and encodes 669 amino acids. The record is from RefSeq and is a predicted model, not a curated record.
AUGAUGGAGAGAGCCAACCACAUCAACAUUGCAAUGAUAGAAGAUAUCGGCAACACCAACGGGACGGCCAGAUCAAAGGUCGUCACGGCCAUGGACCAGAACCCGCAGCCGUGCGGCUCCACCGUGAGCUUCCACAACAUCCAGUACAAAGUGCAGCUGAAGAGCGGAUUUCUCUGCAAAAGGAAAACCAGUGCCAGGGAAAUACUGGUCGACCUCAAUGGGAUCAUGAGACCUGGCCUCAACGCUAUUCUUGGACCUACUGGAAGUGGAAAAUCUUCAUUCUUGGAUAUUCUGGCUGCAAGGAAGGAUCCUUCUGGCCUCUCAGGAGAAGUUCUCAUUGACAGAGCGCCACAGCCUCCAAACUUCAAGUGCCUCUCUGGCUAUGUGGUUCAGGAAGACGUGGUCAUGGGCACCCUGACUGUGAGGGAGAAUCUGCGUUUUUCUGCAGCUCUGCGGCUGCCCAGCUGUGUGCCUCAGAGUGAGAAGGAGGCUCGAGUCAAUCAUCUCAUUAAAGAACUGGGUCUCACCAAGGUGGCUGACUCCAAGGUGGGCACACAGAUGACCCGGGGAAUCUCUGGAGGAGAGAGGAAGAGGACAAACAUCGGCAUGGAGUUGAUCAUUGAUCCCUCUGUCCUCUUUCUGGAUGAACCGACCACAGGAUUGGAUGCUAGUACUGCUAACUCUGUCCUGCUGUUACUGAAAAGAAUGGCGAAUCAUGGAAGAACCAUAAUUAUGUCCAUUCACCAACCACGAUACUCCAUCUAUAGACUGUUCGACACUCUGACUCUGCUGGUUAGUGGUAAAAUGGUGUACCAUGGACCAGCACCAAACGCUUUGGACUACUUCGCCAACAUUGGCUACCCCUGUGAGCCACACAACAACCCAGCUGACUUCUUUCUGGAUGUUAUUAAUGGAGACUCCACCGCCACGACCAUGACCAAAGUGCACGGAUCUGAAGAUUUGGACUUCGAGGAGCUCAGCAGCUCCAGGCAGAGCAUCGAGGAGCGCCUGGUAGAGGAGUACAGGAAUAGCAGCUACUCCAGUGACACUAGAGCUGAGCUGGACCGCAUCGUCCAGGAUAAGGAGUGUAUCUUAUGUCCAAAGUCCCGCACCAUCACCUACAACAGCUCCUUCUUCCACCAGCUACGUUGGGUGCUGAAGAGAACCUUUCAGAACCUCAUGCUGAACCCACAAACAUCAGUGGCUCAGUUGGGAGUCAACAUCUUCCUCGCUCUCAUCGUAGGAGCCAUUUUCUUCGGGGUCAAAGAUGAUCAGAGUGGAAUCCAGAACAGGAUGGGCGCCCUCUUCUUCAUCACUACCAACCAGUGUUUCAGCACCGUGUCUGCAGCCGAGCUCUUCAUCAUCGAGAGGAAACUCUUUGUGCAUGAGUACAUCAGUGGCUACUACAGAGUGUCUGUCUACUUCCUCUCUAAGAUCCUGUCUGACAUCACUCUGCGCACCAUCACCUCUGUCAUCUUCAGCUGUAUCGUCUACUUUAUGAUCGGGCUCAAAUUCACAGCAGCAGCCUUUUUCAUUUUCACGCUGACAGUGACUCUUGUGGCCUACACAGCCACAGCCAUGACCAUGGCCAUCUCAGCUGACCAGAGCGUCGUGGCUCUUGCCAACAUCUUCAUGACCAUCACCUUUGUGUUUAUGAUGAUUUUCUCUGGUCUCCUGGUGAACCUUCCCACCAUCAUGGAUUGGCUCGCUUGGCUGAAGUACUUCAGCAUUCCUCGCUACGGCCUCGCAGCCUUGAAGAUCAACGAGUUUGUGGGUUUGAAAUUCUGCGAGGAGGCUGUGAUCCGAAACACCAACAUGUCGGCUACAGUGAGCAACUGCAGCGUGAGCACGGUUGGCCCGACAUGUACAGGAGAGCAGUAUCUGGACUACCUGGGAAUAGAGUACACCACCUGGGGACUGUGGGAGAAUCACGUGGCUUUGACCGUUAUGACGUUCACGUUCCUCAUCAUCGCCUACCUGAAACUGCGCUACAUCAAGAAAUUCACUUAA